This is a messenger RNA of Vespa crabro (European hornet), 499 nucleotides long. It is a transcript of the gene Ccdc56, whose product is annotated as cytochrome c oxidase assembly factor 3, mitochondrial. Lineage: Eukaryota; Metazoa; Arthropoda; Insecta; Hymenoptera; Vespidae. The transcript is spliced from 2 exons. Gene Ontology annotation, biological process: mitochondrial respiratory chain complex IV assembly. Bases 209 to 487 code for a protein of 92 amino acids. The record is from RefSeq and is a predicted model, not a curated record. Gene Ontology annotation, cellular component: mitochondrial inner membrane.
AUACUUUGCAGUAUAAGGCACAUGUGUUAUAUAGUAAAAGGAAUAUUCUUCGUCGGCGUCUUAUCGAUUAGGAAUUGUGUAGGAGUAUUUUCAAGAUCAAUGAUAUAAUUGAAAGUGUACAUGAAUAUAUAUUAAAAUAAAAUAUUACGUUUGUUUUUCAUCGAAUCAAAACUUUGAUGUAACCAAUAUAUUCUUUCCUGAUCAAAUCAUGGACAAGAAUUGGAUGCCUAAAGUCGAUUUGAAGAAAGAUAGUGCUAAAAUAAAAAAUCUUCAUAUUACCUUAAUGAACGAGAUAGAAAAACAAAACUCUGAAAGAGUGAAAGAUUUGAUUAAAAUACGACGAUCAAAUAGAAUACUCGGUUGUAUUUUAGGAGGUACAGUUUUUUCAAUCUAUUUUUAUACGAUAUAUUCGGUAAAGCAAGAAAAGUUCUUAGAUGAUUUGAAUGAACCUGAGAAAGUAAUCAUACCACCUCAAACCAAUGCAUAAAUUAUUUCUAAA